Messenger RNA from Nestor notabilis (Kea), 2600 nucleotides. RefSeq names its product two pore segment channel 1 (gene TPCN1). The coding region runs from base 1 to 2454 and encodes 817 amino acids. Gene Ontology annotation, biological process: transmembrane transport; monoatomic ion transport. The transcript has 27 exons. Gene Ontology annotation, cellular component: endosome membrane; lysosomal membrane. Gene Ontology annotation, molecular function: monoatomic ion channel activity; voltage-gated channel activity. NCBI's taxonomy places the organism in Eukaryota, Metazoa, Chordata, Aves, Psittaciformes, Psittacidae. The record is from RefSeq and is a predicted model, not a curated record.
AUGGCUGUGAGCAUGGAUGAUGACGUUCCCCUUAUCCUCACCCUGGAUGACAGUGGAAGCAGCGUCUCAGCCCCCCUCAAUGAUGUGGACCGGGAGGAGCUGCCUAAUGAAAAUGGAGGUAGCUAUGAUGUUAUUCAUGAUGCAUCCAGCCCUGCUGCAGGGGACUGCUGCGCGCAGCAAAGCUCUGCCCGACACAACUGGGAAAUGAACUACCAAGAGGCAGCAAUCUACCUCCAGGAAGGAGAAAAUAACGAUAAGUUCUUCACUCACCCCAAAAAUGCCAAAGCACUUGCUGCCUACCUCUUUGCACACAAUCACCUUUUCUACCUAAUGGAGCUGAGCACAGCACUGCUACUCCUGUUGCUUUCUCUCUGCGAAGCGCCGGCUGUUCCCAUGCUCCGUCUUGGCAUCUUUGUCCAUGCAACCCUGGAGCUGUUUGCAUUAAUUGUGGUGGUCUUUGAACUCUCCAUGAAGAUGAGGUGGCUGGGCUUCCAGACCUUUAUCAGGCACAAAAGGACUAUGGUAAAGACUUGUGUGCUGUUUGUUCAGUUCAUCGAGGCCAUCGUGGUGCUGGUGCGCCAAACCUCGCACGUGCGCAUAACGAGAGCUCUGCGCUGCAUCUUCCUGGUGGACUGCCGCUACUGUGGGGCUGUCAGAAGAAAUCUGCGACAGAUCUUCCAGUCCCUCCCACCAUUUAUUGACAUUCUUCUCCUCCUGCUUUUCUUCAUGGUGAUUUUUGCCAUCCUGGGUUUUUACUUGUUUUCUCCUAACCACUCAGAUCCGUACUUCAAUACCUUAGAGAACAGCCUUGUGAAUCUCUUCGUGCUUUUGACCACUUCAAAUUUCCCUGAUGUGAUGAUGCCAUCUUACGCCCGGAACCCCUGGUCCUGUGUCUUCUUCAUAGUGUAUCUCUCCAUUGAGCUCUACUUCAUCAUGAACUUGCUUCUUGCUGUUGUGUUUGACACCUUCAAUGACAUUGAGAAGAGGAAGUUCAAGUCCUUGCUGCUGCACAAGCGCACGGCCAUACAGCACGCGUACCGCUUGCUGAUCACCAAGCAGAGGCCGUCUGGAAUUUCCUUCAAGCACUUUGAAGGGCUGUUGCGGUUUUACAAGCCUCGGAUGUGUGCCAGAGAGCGAUAUCUCACAUUCAAAGCACUGAAUCAAAGCAAUACUCCUUUAGUCAGUCUGAAGGAUUUUUACAAUUUCUAUGAAGUUGUUGGCUUAAAAUGGAAGGCAAAACGAAAUCGGGAGCACUGGUUUGAUGAUCUUCCAAGGACAGCAUUCCUUAUUUUUAAAGGCAUCAACAUCCUUGUGAAGUCCCAUGUGUUCCAAUACACAAUGUAUACUGUAGUGGCUGUGAAUGGAAUUUGGAUUCUUGUUGAAACCUUCAUGCUGCAAGGAGGGAAUUUCUUCUCCAGAAACGUCCCAUGGAGCUACAUAGUCUUCCUCACAAUCUAUGGCGUGGAGCUGCUCCUGAAGACCACUGGGCUGGGGCCUGUUGAGUACCUGUCCUCAGGUUGGAAUCUCUUUGACUUCUCAGUCACACUGUUUGCAUUUUUGGGGCUCAUGGCACUGGCAUUUAACAUGGAACCCUUCUACUUCAUUGUGGUCUUGCGACCCCUCCAGUUGCUGAGGCUAUUUAAAUUGAAGAAACGCUACAGAAAUGUGCUGGACACUAUGUUUGAGUUGUUCCCCCGGAUGGCCAGUCUGGGUUUAACCCUGUUGAUCUUCUACUACUGCUUUGCCAUUGUUGGCAUGGAGUUCUUUGCUGGCGUGGUCUACCCGAACUGCUGCAACACAAGCACAGUUGCAGAUGCCUACCGCUGGGUGAAUCAUACAGUUGGCAACAGGACGGUUGUGGAGGAAGGUUAUUACUAUCUCAACAACUUUGACAACAUUUUGAACAGCUUUGUGACGCUGUUUGAGCUGACGGUCGUCAAUGACUGGUACAUCAUCAUGGAAGGGGUGACAUCCCAAACCACUCACUGGAGCCGUCUUUACUUCAUGAUCUUCUAUAUUGUGACCAUGGUGGUGAUGACCAUCAUUGUGGCUUUUAUUCUGGAUGCUUUUGUCUUCCGCAUGAACUACACUCGGAAGAACCAGGAUUCAGAAGAAGACAAUGGCAUUGUGCUGGAGAAGGAGAUCUCCAAGGAGGAAGUGAUUGGCAUCAUCGAGCUGUACAAGCGGAUUUCAGCUGCUGGUGAAACAGCUCAGCUGCAGAAGAUCGUUUUGCAGAUGGACAAAUACGGGCAAAUGUCAACAGUGUUUCUGGGACGCAGAUCAAGGACCAAGAGUGAUUUGAGUAUGAAGAUGUAUGAGGAGGAGAUUCAGGAAUGGUAUGAGGAGCAUUCCAGAAAAGAGGAAACUCAGACACCAUUGCAAGAGCCUGCAUCUGCUUCCAACAGCUCUCUGAAGCCCCUGAGCCUCCGACAACGAUCCCAGACUGUCAUUUAGGCCUAGCUAAUGCAAGCCACCUUCUAUGCAAUAACCUAGAGUAUUACUUCACAGCGUAUAUAUUGGGAUGGUGUAUAUAGAUCUGUUCAGUGUUUGGCGUUAGGGUUUCAAGCUCUUCCCCUAGGCAGUGAAUUGCUGAAAACCAG